Messenger RNA from Salarias fasciatus (jewelled blenny), 744 nucleotides. RefSeq names its product SIVA1, apoptosis-inducing factor (gene siva1). The transcript is spliced from 4 exons. The record is from RefSeq and is a predicted model, not a curated record. The coding region runs from base 65 to 553 and encodes 162 amino acids. Gene Ontology annotation, molecular function: CD27 receptor binding. Lineage: Eukaryota; Metazoa; Chordata; Actinopteri; Blenniiformes; Blenniidae. Gene Ontology annotation, biological process: extrinsic apoptotic signaling pathway.
CAAACAACUCAGCGUGAAAACAAGUAGCGGGCUCUGGGAGCGCAGCGCUUUUUAACAGCCAAAUAUGCCGAAACGAGCCUAUCCAUUCCCAGAAACCUUUUCUUCCCAGUACAAGAUACACAUAGGGCAGUCGGAGUUGAGCAAAUACGGCGUGUUUGGGAACACAUACAGGCAGGAAAUAUACGCCAAAACGAAGAAUUUGCUCUUCGUGGGAGCCAAGGCGGUGAUGGGCUCAAUAUGGACAGGAGAGGAGAAACAAGCCGACCCCCCUGUCAGCAGCCACUCUCUGCUGAGAGGACAGACACUGAUCGGACACGAUGGGAGACUGACGAGAGGGACUGCAGCUCCAGGUGCAGCAGCGGUUCCCUCAGGCUGCUGUGUGUGUCAGAAGAGCCAGGGGUCCCGGACCGUGUGCUCGCAGUGUGACCGCCAAACCUGUUCCUCCUGCACCCGGCUGUGCUCCAGCUGCUCCAGCCUCUGCUGCUCGGUCUGCACCAUCAUAGACUACAGCGGGCGUUAUGAUGAAGUACUCUGCUGCAGCUGCUCUACGUAAAGGAAGACCUGAGCAGCCGUCAGAACUUGAAGCUUGAAUUUAUAUAGACGCCCCACAUGAAUGAGAUAUAUCGACUGCCUUUUUAUACCUCUUUUUUUUUUUAUAUGUGAUCCAGAUGUGUGUGUGUGUGUGUGUGUGUAUAUAUGUAUGCUAUUCCAAAUGUAACUGAAAUAAACUUGACUUUUUGAAUA